UGUAGAUAGAGUGAUAUCUUGUAGUGUGUCCCAAUCCCAAACGGCCAGUAGAUAAUGGUACGCAUGCUUCAAGAUAGUCAACCAUUCCCUCAGGCAGCGCCUGCCUCCAUAUAAAACCCAACCCAACACCGCCACGACAGGAGCACGCAGUUCUCGCUCAACAUCCAAGAGAGGCCAGCAGCAAUGGCCAUGGCAAAACUCGCAAGCUCUUCGCCCCUGGUCCUCGCCCUCGUCUUCGUAGCGGCGAUGGCCGCCGCGGCCACCUCUGACGCCGGCGAGCGCCUGUGCUACGACGACCUGAUGAACGCCGCUACGCAGUGCCAGAACUACCUGACGCACCCUGCGGAGCCCAAGAUCCCCCCGUCGGAGAAAUGCUGCCGCGCGGUCGGCGACGUAGCGAUCCCGUGCCUGUGCUCGUUCGUGACCGAGCAGUUCGAGAAGGGGGUGUGCAUGGAGAAGCUCGUGUACGUCUUCGACUACUGCAAGAACCCGCUCAGGCCGGGCUGCAAGUGCGGGAGUGAGUGCCCUCGCCUGAUGUCUCCUUGGAGAAUUAUUUUCUGUUUAUGGACGCUACGCUAAGAGAAGAGGUUUUGGUCAAGAUUAUACAUGAUCGAUGCUUAUUUUUGACGUGUGUUUUUUUUUUGCAGGUUACAAGGUUCCUCCGUUGGGCUUUGGGUCUAGAAGGUAACGAGUGCUGAAUUUUGUAGCUCUCCAGGAGAUUUCACCUAAGCAGGAAUAGUUUCGUCUCCAGUCUCAACAUUGAGAUCAAUGCGAAGUUUAUGUUGAAAUAUUAGGGGGCAAAAAUAAAAAAAAAUAACAGGUUUAAAGCUGUCGUGCCAUUGCAUCCCUUUACUUUUUCUUAAAAUAAAAAUAUAUAAUCCCUUGACGUCUCAAUUUCAUAACCAUUGACAAAGCACAUACUCUGCACCGUACAAACAGUUGAUAAAUGUACAAUCGGGUUUCAAAUGUGGACGAAAUCUGCAGCGUACCU
Panicum hallii is the source of this 991-nucleotide messenger RNA. RefSeq lists its product as uncharacterized. NCBI's taxonomy places the organism in Eukaryota, Viridiplantae, Streptophyta, Magnoliopsida, Poales, Poaceae. The transcript has a single exon. Bases 184 to 579 code for a protein of 131 amino acids. The record is from RefSeq and is a predicted model, not a curated record.